AAGCAAUAUUUGCGUUAUGUGUUGGUAAUUAUUUACCAAAUGUCAAGAAGGACGACUCAGCGCCAUGUCUCUGAAGAAAUUUCUCUCAAAGCCUAUAAAAAUUUUCCAGAAAGAUGUUAUCAACUUCCUUAUUAUACAGAGACAUGAUUUGGGGUCCAACGAAGAACAAUUCCGAUACUUAGCCAUAAAGCCUACAGCUUCAAUUUCCACCUUGCGACAGAAAAUGUGGCACAUUCUCGACCUACCAGACUAUUGUGAAGAAAUUAUCGUACUGAAAAACAAUGACAAAUUAAAAAUACCAUUGACAGAGCUACGUAAAGGCAAUGAGCCUCAUCGACCUUUUAUUUUGGAAGUUUGGUUGCCAGGUAGACAAAGGCAAUCGGCAACAUCAAAUAACAAUAUGCUGAUGGGAUUAAUAACAUCGGCAGAAGAAAAUCAACCACCAAAGAUGUCCACUGAGGUAUUGCCCGAGAGAUCUGACUGCAUAAAUACAAAUUUGGAUAAAGGACAAGAUUCGUUAACUAGAAUGACCACAGAAGCUAUGGUAUUCAAUAAGUUCGCCCCAUUGGAACGCAAGCGAGCCGGCCCAAGGUUUUCCAAUACAUCAUUCUUCAUUAAAACUCAGUCAAGGAAUAGCACCGAUAAUUUCACAAAAACAUUGUUCAAGAUACAAUCGGAUUUAACUAGUUUGCAUAACAAGCUCUCCUACUUGGAAACUAAACUAACUCAAUGAUUUAUUUUUAUAAUAAAUAAAACAAGCAUUACAAAAACAUAUGUUCCUAUAUUUCAAUAAAUUACUAAUAAUAGAAAACGUACUUUCCAAAUUGUAAAAAUU
Messenger RNA from Hyposmocoma kahamanoa, 835 nucleotides. RefSeq lists its product as uncharacterized. The record is from RefSeq and is a predicted model, not a curated record. NCBI's taxonomy places the organism in Eukaryota, Metazoa, Arthropoda, Insecta, Lepidoptera, Cosmopterigidae. The transcript is spliced from 4 exons. Bases 65 to 733 code for a protein of 222 amino acids.